This is a messenger RNA of Bombyx mori (domestic silkworm), 12959 nucleotides long. RefSeq names its product transcriptional repressor RHIT. The transcript is spliced from 19 exons. The record is from RefSeq and is a predicted model, not a curated record. Gene Ontology annotation, molecular function: DNA binding. Lineage: Eukaryota; Metazoa; Arthropoda; Insecta; Lepidoptera; Bombycidae. Bases 417 to 2525 code for a protein of 702 amino acids.
UUUCGUAGGCAGUAAUCACGCAUCGUUCUUGCAAAUGGACGUCGCACUUGUUAUUAAAUCUGUUCGUUGGUUUUUGUUUAUAUCGUCACGUUACGACGUCUAAAACUUUUCAAAAUAGUUUAAAAUUCAGUUUUAAUACACUAGAAUGUAGUGCGUGUAUGUGAAACGGAUUGCAAAAGCUUUUUCUAUGUUGUUUGAUGCCUUUUACAUUUCGCCUCCUUGCGUUCAGGGUUUUAGUUGUUCUAAGUAAGUGUUUUUUUUUGGAACACAAUAUUCGAAAUUUAGAGACAAAGAUUUUUUUUUUAAUUUCAUGCAAACAACAGUUUCGUGUUAAGUUUACAAGUGUUUCUAGUUAAAUUUAAUGAUUGAAAAAUAUAUAAUGUUAAUUUUAUAAGUUUAUCUAGUUUUAAUAGAAGAUGGCCCUAUGCGAGAGCCAGCUUGACUCUGGCCUGGGAAAGCUGAAAAGGGAAGGUAAAUCUGCCGAAGUGCCCAAGGACUCGCCAGAGAAGAGACUGAAAAUGGAUCAUAAUGGAAUUUAUAAUUUGGAUCAAGUGCCUGCUGGUUUGCCGGGGGGUCUGCCGCUCAGUGUCGAUUACCGAUCGCCUGUCUCUCACUUCGUUCCGCCAGCCGUCGAGCUUUACGCGGCAAGGCACAAACAGGAAGCCAUGCAUGCACAGUCGAGCGUGACUACUACAACACCGAUGAAAAGAAAACGCGGCAGACCGAGAAUCGACAAAUCAAGCCCGGAGUAUUUAGCUAAUUUAGCCGCGAGAAAGCAGGCUAGAGAAAUGGCCGCAAUGAUGAACAGCAGCCGUCAGCCUUCAGAGCCGGGCGAGAAACGGAAGCGGGGUCGGCCCAGAGUCGAUAAGACCAGUCCCGAAUAUUUAGCCAGGAAAAGGGUUAGGGAACUGGAAGCUCUCGAUCGUAAAGCUAAAAAGGAGCACAAAAGACGCACCGGCGGCGCAGCGAAAAGUCUACCACGAAGCGUCAAAACUUCGACAAAUCGCCUACCAAAAAACGUACAAAAAAACAACAUGGCCGUCAGCGUUAGAAAACUGCAACAGAAACUGGUUAGAAAGAUUGCCGAUAAAAAGAUUGUAAUGCGGAGAAAUUCGAAAUAUAUGAAAAGAAAAGAUUCGGCCACGUCUUCGUCCACGGGCGAGUUGAUCCCGAAAGCGAAGCGCAAAUACACAAAGCGAACGCCCGACUCGAAGAAAGAAUCUAACACAACGGAUAAAGUGAAGGGAAAACGCGGAAGGCCGAGGAAAAGCGAGCAGGUGUCGGCAAAUAACAAACAAAUGCCACAAGCAAAAAUAAGAGUGAGGAGUAACCUCAUGCCGGACAGUUCCGAACCCAUCAAUUUGGACAGCGACGAAGAGCCCGAUCUGGGAUCCCCGAGCCAAACCUCAGAUUCUCUGAGCCUGGAUGAGAAUCUACGCGCCCUAAGGCACAUACACGAGAAAUACGCCAACAUCGAUAAGGACGACCUGUACGAAGCACACUUGUUGGCGGCGAACUUCAAGAAACCUUCCCAGGACUCCGGUCAGAGGAAUCGUGAUGAUGACGACGUGCUAUCCAUCAGAAGCUCCGAUGGGAACGGUUCCGUGAAGGACCUGGACUCGAGGGUCGAGAAGCUGGAGGACGGCUCCGACUCGGACACGGGCAGCACCAGCUCUGGCUCCGGCUCGUCAAGCUCCGGAUCCAGUUCGUCGUCGAGCUCCGGAAGCUCCAGCUCAUCAGACAGCUCCGAUUCGGACUCGGGGUCUGAAGACGAGAGGCCCAAAGAGGAGCAGCCUCCGAUGGCUCACAACGAGGACGACAGCCGGUCGUUCGGUGCGUGGUCGCACAGCGGGCCGGCGUCCGACUCGGACACGGAUCCGGAGCGCGCGGCGGACGUGCCUCCCCCGCAGGAGAACGACGUCAGCGAGAGCGAGAACGAGUCGCCGGACAAGAGCUUCCAGUGCCACAUAUGCCGGAAGUGGUAUUCCACGAAGGUCACGUUAAAAAUACACAGACGCAGCCACCAGAACAGGGGAGGAGGAAACUCUAGGUCCAGGACCCGUUCCUCAGACAGAUACGAGUGUGACUGCUGCAACGAGACGUUCAAUAGACGCGAAAAACUAUGGGAGCAUAAGGCUGAAGCUCACCGCGGCUCCAUGACGGUCCGCUGCGAGGUGUGCAGGAAGUGCUUCGAGGACGACUCCGAGUUGGCGGCCCACGACCGCACGCACACGGACGACGAGCGAGCCGGUAGAUGCGGGGAGUGCGGGGCCACGUUCCAGCGGUACGAGCAGCUGCGCCGGCACCGCUCGUGCGCGCACGGCGCCGCGCCCGACGGCAUGCCGCACGCCUGCGCGCAGUGCGGCAAGCGGUUCUCGCACGCGCACUCGCUCACACGCCACCUGCACAACCACGCCAAGCAACUGUACCGCUGCGUCGUGUGCAAGGCAUCGUUCGCGCGAGCCGACCAGCUGGCGCAGCAUCUCAACAGUCACUUGGCCAACUACAAGCGGUUGAAACCUUAAAGCACAGGGUCGGAUCAAGGUGCAAAGGCCCUAUGACACCGAUCACAGGGCCGGACUCGGUCGGGGGUCACACGGACCCAGGGGGCUCGAAUCAUCUCACUUCACCGUUACGUGUUCUAUAGAAGCGCAUUGAAUUUGUUGUUAUUUUAAUUGCGCGACGAAAAACAACUGGAAUUUUGUUUGAAAUCAUUUUUCGUGAAUUCCUUUUUUUUAUGAAGUUUUGAUAGGAAUUGUAUGAAUUGUUAUAAUUGUAUAAAUAUUAUGAAUUUUAAUUGCUCACGCCUAUUUUUUAUGUAGCAAAUAUUGGUUGUGCUCUGUACAGGACGGACCGCGAUAGACUCGAAGCUAUAAGAGAUGUGUUUGUUCAGGAAGUGGAACUUCUUUUGGCACGGUGACGCCGCAUUAGCUGUAGCGAAACGUAUCCCGCCUGAAGAAGUUACACUUCUGUAACCCGGUAUUCUUUGAAAUGAAUCUACAAAUAAUCCAUUAUGGACUGCUCGCCAUAUUGCGACGAAAACAUUGCCUUUCUCCCCUGAGACGCGCCACACAUAUCAAGUCACGCAAGACCCUAUUCGUUCAAUUUGUAAAUCCAACCCCUUUCAUUAGGGGCUCGUUACCAUCAAUCGAUAUCUAAUCUAGUUCAAUCCAAUAGAGACUUUAAUACAUACACAAACGGUGGAUUAAUCUACACUCGCGAGCAAAAGUUUGGAAUCACUUACUUGAAAUUGAUUCCGCGCGAUCUUGUGUACUAAAUAUUUUUUUGAUAAUCAUAAAAAUGAGAUCAUUUUAAAGGUUGAAUUCCUAACUUUAAACUGAUACCAAAUUCAUUAAAAUCAAGCCAGUAUUUAAGAAGUUAUCUUGGAUUAAGUGAAGAAAUAACGAAAAAGACGUGUUUCAAUUGCUUGAUACGUCGCGAGUUGCGGCCUACUGACCCCUAUAAAAGCACCUGUUAUCGGGUUUUCUUUAUCAGUCGACUUUCACACGUUGACUGGUACAUAUCUCGGCUACUUUUGACCCUUUACCUUGUACGACAAUUGGGACAACACCUACAGAAGUAGCACAAAUCGUAGCCCUAUUGCAAGAAGAGCUCAGCCAGCGGAUUGUCGCUCGUCGGCUCCAAAUAAGCCAUUCCUGUGUUUCAAAAGUUUGCAAGCGCUUUCAAGAGACUGGUAGCUUUAUCCCGAGACCAAGAUCUGGACGGCGCCGGGGCACAUCGGAGAGGAAUGACCGUUUUAUCGUGUUAACCUCUCUCCGAAAUCGGCAUUAACCUGGUGUCGACGUCCAACAGGAGCUCCGAGAUGUUCGUAGGGUAGCAGCUAGCAAGUAGACAGUUCGUCGACGACUCAAGCAAGCGAAUCUGACUCCAAAAAGGCCUGUCACAGGCCCGAAACUCACGGUAGCUCAUCGACAAGCACGCCUUCAAUUUGCUCGUACCAAUCUUAAUUGAGAGGUUGAGCAAUGGAGGCAAAUCCAGUUCUCCGACGAGAGCAGGAUGUGUUUGCAUGGUAGCGACCGAAGAGGUUGGGUCUACAGGCGGCCUGGGGAGCGAUUUGCGCAGUGCUGUUUCGCUGAAACAGUGGCUUAUGGGGUCGGCUCUUGUAUGAUGUGGGCCGGCAUUUCCUUCGACGGUAAAACCGAGCUUGUUUUCGUGCCUGGCGGGGGACGAGGAGGCGGUCAACUUCGGACGGGUACAUUUCCAAUAUUGUGCUGGAACAUGUCGUUCCCUAUGCGGGAUAUGCCGGUGAUAGCUUCCUUCUUAAGCACGAUAACGCUCGUUGUCACACUGCCCGUGGAACAACUGAAUACUUCGAAGAAGUCUAUAUCGCCACAUUGGACUGGCCUGCGCUCAGCCUUGACUUGAAUCCUAUUCAGCACGUGUGGGAUGAACUGAAGAAUAGGGUUCGUUCCAGAACUUCUGCUCCUUCAUGCCUGAAUGAGCUGAAAUCGGCGUUGAUUGAGAAGUGGGAAGGUAUCCCACAAGAAUCAAUUCAAAAGCUGAUCAGGUCUAUGAAGAAUCGUCUUCGAGGAGUUAUUAGGGCAAGGGAAGGGAACACAAAGUACUGACAUUUAAUUUUAAGGCUAAAUAAAAUUUUUAUUUAUUAAUUUUUGUUGUUUUAUGCAUUCAUUAUUUUUCCAUAUUUCCUUUGUUUCCUACCUCCUUCAGUUAAUCCGGAAUAGCUCCUUAACUACUGGCUCGAUUUGAAUGAAUUUGGUAUCAGUUUAAAGUUCAGAGUUCAACCUUUAAAAUGAUCUCAUUUUUAUGAUUAUCAAAAAAAUAUUUAGUACACAAGAUCGCGCGGAAUCAAUUUCAAGUAAGUGAUUCCAAACUUUUGCUCGCGAGUGUAUAAACACUUUCAAUUGUCUCUAUUAUUAAUUAGGUUAAAAAAAAUUAAACCCUCGCUUAACUACUAGAGCGAAAGGGCGCUUUUGAACAAUGACGUCACCGUUCAAAAGCUCCUUUUCUGUACGAAGAGUAGACAAAUGAGAAUCAUUUUACGGAGGCAAUCGUAAUUGCUAUCAGAUUACGAAGCAUUGAGAUCUUUUGAGGCUUCGAGCCUAUUGAGACCUCCGUCUGGGCCGUUUUGGUACUUUCUGCUUCAUGUGUUCAAAGAGGAACGCUAUCAUUUCUUAUCCAUCGCGUUAGAAGCACUGCUUCCAUCCACAUUGGUCUCCACAGAUCUAUUCCGAGUGUCAAUGACGAACGGCCGAGAAUUAGCAAUGGUCACUUACCGUGAAACGGGCCUUACGUAACCGCGAAGUACGUCUUCGGGUCUAUCCGUCGACAUCCGUGUCCGCUUAACGUCGAAUGAGACGUCCGCUCGCACCCCGAAAUCCUUAUCGACAUACCCACAUACCACGAAGACUUAAAUAAAAUUAUACAUCAAUUUAUAUUAUAUACGUACACUUUUGUUUAUUUUUUUUAUAUAUAUACUAAUACAAUCUUCUCUGAAAUCAUGUAUGAAUUAAUUUUACUGUCGUCUCUUAUUGUUUACCGUCAUAAGAAAAGGAUGACGCGAUUUUAUCAAUCAUAUUAUUCUAAUGAUGACUUGCGUAUCGACAUAUGAUGAUAUGAUAAAAUAUGGAGGUUAGAAUGAUGUAAAAAGCACCGUCUCGGUGUAUUAAAAAGAGAUUAACUUCUUAUGGGAGGGUAGAUCGCUUCGUUACGUAACGCGUUACGGUGCCAGUCUGUCUGGCUUCUCUUUCUCUCACGCACACGGCAGCGGUAGUAGAACGUAUGUAACUCCCUAACUAUUCAUAUAUUUUUCAAUUUAUGUUACAAAUUUUCCUUACAUUAUCAUAUUAAUAUGCAUAAAGUUUAAGUAAUAAUCUAAGCUCUUCUCAAGUUAAACAAUUUCAAUAUUAAAUAGUUCAACUUAGAUUAGUUUAAGUUGUCACUUCUGUCGGGCGUCCCAAGACGCAAUUUUUUUUUUUGUUUUGUUUUUUUUCCUUGUGUCAUCUUCGCUUCAUCCAGUUUCUGUCUUUGAAUCUCUCGUAUCUUCCGGGUGAUUUUAAAAAUAUACAAUAUUUAUAUACUUGCAUUUCCUAGUUUUAAGUGUAACAUUGACGAGAAUUUUGUUAGGUUGUGUUCAGCUUGUGCGAAUAACAAAACUAUUAUAAUAAGAGACGAUAUUUUCUUUAACAUUAAAUUGACUAAUGGUUCUUGUAGGGAAGAUUCUGUCGCUAUUUGUCAAAUUGACCGGUAAUUUGUUAAACAAAAAAUGCCGACCUUAUAUUGUAGUUCAAUGCAAAAAAUUGGUAUUUUAGAAAAGAGAAAAUAUCAGUGUUAGUAAAAAGAAAAAAAAACUAUGAAAUUACUUAUAGAGAGAGCGAAAGGCUGUUUGGUUUAACAUUUUUGCAACAAUAUAGGAGAGCCAUUAAAAGUUUAAAAAUUUUGAAAAAAAAUCCUACCAAAAAAAAAUUGUAGUUAUUUUUUAAUGAAGUAAACAUAAUGUAUGUAUGUAUGUGUAAUGUAAAUGUUCCGUGUUAAGCGAAAUGUCGCUUAAACCAAAUAGCCUUUCACUCUGAUCAACAUUUUUUUUAUUGGGAUUUUAUAACCUUGUAACUAAGACCUUGUCUCAAGACUCAUGUCUUAUUUUAAUUUAUAUUCUUAUUUUUAUGAAAAAUGAUAAUAUGGAGUGAAAUGAAAUGAUGAUUAAUUUGAGACAUUAAUCAACUGGGAUGAAAUAUAAUCUCAGUAAAAUGGUGGUCGUUUACUGAGAUUUUUUCAGUGGACUUUUUGGAGGAUCCCGAGAAGUUACGACCAGCGGCUUUGUUUGAUUUUCCCACAUUAGUGCACUUUUACAAAUAUUAAACAGUUAAUAAAACACCGUUAUUAUACAUCUAAAUCUGAAGAAACACUAAAUAGACAAAAUAAAACAAAUCACACAACUUCACUCUUCGCGUUUCCGCCAAAAAGUCCCUGGUCAACACUGAAUAGAAGUUUUACUUCUACCCUACAAAAAAAGACCAGAUUUAUUCCUACGUUAUAACAAAAAAAGAGGCAUUGAUAAAGAAAAGACGGUUUAAAUGACGAUUAUAUGCGUAUAGGCACAUAGGCACGAUAGGCAGGGCUGACGCAGGAUGAUAAUCCUAGAGAAAAUUAUUAAAAGAGGCCACAAACCGCAGCAUUGAGGAUUAUCGACCUAAGGAUGAUAUCGUUUUCUCGCAUUAAGACUGUAUAAUCUGAAAACUUACUAAUUUUACAGGAGAGUGUUUUAAAGGUUUAACAUGUGGUAUUUUUAAUAUUAAUCAUCUUUGCAAUAUUUAUUUUUUAUUUUUUACCAGUUACAUUAUCUGUCUUUUAAAUUAAGAUAAAAUUAUGUAUUAAUUUUGUUAAUAGUAGUCAAAACAUAGGUAAACUAAAAAAAAAACUAAAACUAAACUAAGCUCUUUUGGCAGUAUUUAUGAGAAAAAUACUGAGUAUAGCUACCAAAUGAUUCCGCAUAUUAACUGUAUUUCGAAUAUUUUUGGAAAUUGUACACUUUUAAUGCGAAAACACGAUAUGUCUAUGAAUUUUAUAUUUGUUUUAAGAGCGGUCAGUAUAACUGAUAUUAGUUGGGCUUCGGUACAAUUCCGUUAGGUACUUACACACAGCAUUUCUUACCGAAGAUACGCAUUUAACUCUUUGACUGACGCGGGCGAAGUAAUCAUGACGAUAUCUGUUACUAAGAUUGGAUUGUCUAACUUUGACCUCUUUUUUUUUUAAAUGUAUUUUUGUCUUUAACACUAAUCAUAUCAACAUUUACUGGUACUUUUUUCUACUACAGCGGGUAGAUAACGGUAUAUGAUAAGUAUUACUCAAAAGAAAUAAAAUCAAACAAAAAAAUCAUGUGUGGCACUCGGGGACUGCCACGGUAAAGCUAUUGCGUAGCAUUUUUAUCAACUUAUGCAAUUAUAAUUAGACAAUAAUAAAACGCUAUAUUUAUAAAUAUUAACAAAAGCAAAACAUUAACUGUCCCCUUUAAGCUAGACCGUGCGAGAGAGAGAUGUGCAGACUUUUCAUGAUGCGCAUGCAGUGCGACGUCACGCCGCGCGCUUAUUCACAAACACUACACAAGUGUAACGUGUGAAUGUGUUGAACGCGAGCUACACGGUAGGCGGAGUGGGGGAUGUCAAGUGUUAUUUUCGUUACGGAAUUUCUUGUUUCGAUCGCCGCUCUCAAAACCCGCGAUAAAAGCUAUGCAGUAGCAUAAUAACUAAAUUAAUUGGUAAGAAAAAGUUAUGAAGUCAAAUGUGCAAAAUGAAAUAAGAUGAUACGUGCAUUUUCAAUGCGAAAGUUCAAAAUGAGUCAUUUGACCCGUUAUGUGGUAUGUUUAGUGUCAAAGUCUCUUAAAAAUAGAUUCCUUCUCAGUAUCGUUCGGAUUCGUCUCUCACAAAGUAGGGCACCUGUGACCUACACGGCAGUCAACGGGUUAAAGUUAACCGCCAUAGGUAGUCGUCGGAGGCAAUAGGUCGGAUCUAAUUACCGUGAAAUUACGUAUUAUAAUAUCGAAUUCAAUAAAAUGUUUAAAUGGUUUAAAAUUAAUUGUAAAUAGACAUGAUUUAAAAAAAAACCGCCUUCAAAUAGAAAAAAAAAGAUAUACCAAAACUAAUUAAUAUACACUAAAAACAAUAAUCAUCGAAAUCGGUUGGCGUGAUAUUGAGUUAUUGAGUUAUUCAUCUAUUUGUCGCGCACGUACUUAAUGCAAAUUUAAGACUUACGUGAUUUUCUCGUGGAUACCAUUAUCAGAACUGGACUAAAUUGAAAUGGGACCGCACAGGAAGCUUCAGUUGUCUAAUAAAAAAAGAGUCAUCAAAAUAGAUUCACCCAGUCAAAAGUUAUAAGGUAAAGAACUUAAAAAAAAACCAUACCGUCGAAUUGAGAGCCUCCUCCUUUUUGAAGUCAGUUAAAAAAGAAAAUUUCAUAAGCUUUCCCCGAGACGGGGAGACAACGUAAAUUAACUUUUAGUUAGCUUUAUUAUGUUCCGUAAAUAUGUCGCGAAUAUAGAAACCAUGUAUCGAAUAGUAAUUUACAUAUGGAACUACUAGCUUUUGCCCGCGACUUCGUCCGCGUGGAAUAGUUACUCUGGCAUAACGCUAAAUUUUACCCCCCCACUUCAUUUACAGUAACUCCGGAUUCCGGAUCCGGAACUUCAUUGCUGAACCGUUAGAUGGCGUUGAAGAAGCUAGAUUUUGAGAUUUUUUGACAAACAAUUUUUUAAUUUUUCGUAAAAAAAAUUUUUUUUUGUCUUAUUAAAAAGUAUCCUAUGUUACUUCUAAUACCUCCAAGAAUAUGUGUACAAAGUUUCAUGAUGAUCGGUCGAGUAGUUUUCGCGUGAAAGCGUUACAAACAAACUUACAUUCACAUUUAUAUAUUAGUAGGGAUUAUUUACGACAUCACAUUAGAAACCUCAAAAAUAACAGUAUUUCUCCACUAUUUAAUGGAUGUUAUUAUACACAUAAAACUUCCUCUUCAAUCACUCUAUCUAUAAAAAAAAAACCGCAUCAAAAUCCGUUGCGUAGUUUUAAAGAUUUAAGCAUACAUAGGAAUAUAGGGACAGUGAAAGCGACUUUGUUUUAUACUAUAUAGCUUUUACCCGCGACUUCGUCCGCAUAAGUUUUUUUGUUUUCUCCCGGCUAUAAGUCCCCCUGCAACAAUGUCCCACUAUCGUGUUCCAGUCCUCAACUUCACAUCAAAAUUUGUUCAAAAGAAACCUAAGCUACAUAAUGGAUAGCUCCGAAUGUUUCCUUAGUAAAUAUAAAAAGUAAAUAAUGUAAAUCGGUUUAAAAUACUACUAACUACCUACCUGCCAACCCCCGAUGUUAGACAGUGUGACAUCCGUAACAUCGUCUGCGUAGGAAGUACUAACUUAAUGUAAGUAGUAUAAUAAUGUAGGAAGCUAAAAAUAAGAGGCCUUAUUACUGUAGUACAUUUUUGUAAACUAUGUUCUUUGUUUUUCCCUCUCUGGCCAACACAUGGAGAUUCUGUGGACUUGAAACACGUGAGCAAGCCACGUAUAAUUGUCCGUGAGAAAAACAACUCUUUUCUAAAUUAAUGCCGGCUACUUUUAAUGUUUGCCCCUGAGCUUUAUUUAUCGUCAUAGCGAAUGCGAUUUUCAGCGGAAACUGUAAUCUCUUAAACUGGAAUGGCAAAUCUGUCGGAAUUAUGGGUAUUCGGGGGAUUAAAACGUUCUCUCCUUUUGCCAUUCCAGUCAUAAUGAUUGCUUUUACAAUAUUGCGACCGAGGUGUGUCACUUGCAACCGUGUGCCAUUACACAGUCUUGGUGCAUCUAAAUUCCGCAUUAAAAGGACAGGAACGCCUACUUUCAGCCUCAGUUUGUGUGAAGGUACUCCCGACAGUUCUAAAGAAUUAAGAAAUUCUACAGGGUAUGAUGUUACUUGUUCAGUAUCCAUUACAGUGUCUACAGAGAGAAACUCAACAAUAUCACCUUCCACGCGUGACAUAAUUUGCUCGUUUAUCUGUCCCACCAUUUCAUUCGUCGGCGCUAAAAUUGCUCUUUCACAUAACCAGUCUCUAUUCCUCAUAUUAGUUAGCAGUUCGCUAUAGACGAAGUUAUUUAGAUCAUCUGGAUUAUGCACAACAUUGCAGAAUUCACGAUCCAAUGUAAUCAUGCCAUUACCAUCCUUUGCCAUACGAUCUUCUCCAAUUUUAAGAAGAGCAGCAGCAUAUUGUCCAGAUUGUACAUCAUUGUGUAGUUGCACUCUCAUAUUUGUAGACAGACUAAACGUUUUUACGUGCACCCAUAACGUUGACGCUUUUAAACACGCAUUUAUUUCAUCUGCAGGGGUGCCUUUAGUGAUAACCGGCAAAGUCUGUCUAAAAUCGCCCGCUAAAAGAAAACAUCAAAAUCAUUUCAGUAGCUAUGGCGUCAUUCGCUUCUUGACACGAUCACGCUAGAUUUCCGCGGGAAUGAGGUAUUUUCCCGCCGUAAGAAGUAGCCUGUGUCCGUGCCUAGGAUCCUAUCUUUAUAUUAACCAAGUCUUAUAAAAAUCCGUUCAGACGUUAAGGCGUGAAUGAGGUAAACUUUUAAACCAAACUAUUAAAAUUCACUAACUUAAUUAGUUUUCUGCCUACUGCCUACGCCUUAAGUACGAUAGCAUGAAUAUUAAUAGCCCAUAUCCUUUUCUAGGUUACUAUCUAUCACCUAACUAAAUUUCAUCAAAAUCCGUUCAGCCGUUUAGGCAUGAUAGAGCAAAACUCCCACCAAAAACCAUAAAAAAAUCACUAACUCAAUUCAGUUUUCUGCCUACUUCCUACCCCCUAAGUACUAUGACGUGAUCAUUUUGAUCUUAUAUCCGUUUUUAGGUAACCAUCUAUUACCUUACUAAAUUUCAUCAAGAUCUGUUCAGCCUUUUAUACGUGAAAGAGCAAAAGUCCCAACAAAAACGACUAAAAAUCACUAACUCAAUUUAGUUAUCUGCCUACUGCCUACCCCCUAAGAACGAUGGCGUGAUUAUUUAUAGCCUAUGACCAUUUCUAGGUUAUCAUCUAUCACCAUACCAAAUUUCAUCAAAAUCCGUUCAGCCGUUUAGGCGUGAAAGAGGAACAGACAGACAGACAGACAGACAGAGUUACUUUCGCAUUUAUAAUAUUAGUAUGGAUAUGGCAUACGUUCCUAGGUAACCAAAAAACAAACUUUAUGCACCGUUGUAAUAAAGCUUAUUUUACAUUUUUAUAAGUCGUUUGAUGACACGCCUCCUACAAAUAAUAUUAGGUUAGAUAUUAGAAUCAUUUUUUAUUAAUGUGUAUGACCAUGUACCGAUUAGAUUUGAGAAUAAAUAAAUCGUUAGCCGCGAACAUUGGAAUCGCAUAUUUUUAAUGUGGGAAUCGUGAGAAUGCGAGAAGCUUUUACUGUCUUAUAAAAUCAAUUUUAACACAAAACUGCUCAUAUAAAUCGUAAAUAAACCAGAAAAUUGAAGUAUUCAAUUUUGAAACUCAUUUAAAUAUUGUUUGACAUCCGACUUUAUGCCUCUAGUUUCGAGUUGUGUACUAGCUAAAUCGUUUUAAGGGUUGAUUUUCAUUGAUUUAAUGAUUUAUCAAUAAACGAAUAACGUAGUUGUAUUCACACCAAUUUAGAAAAUAAUAGAAUUAUAAAAUCACUUAGCGCGCAAUAUAUGGCAAUUGCAUACCUUUUGCUUAUUUUUUAAGUAUGGCAAUUGGCUUCUGACGGCUCCAUUGUUUGCCGGUGUUGAGUUUAAAAAAAUCUUUAUUUAUUAAAUAGACAUAGAUAUAUUGUCAUAUGAAAAAUUAUAUGAAAGUAAAUGAAAUGAAUUUGAUUUAUUUUAAAUUGCAAUCAAUUAGGAUGUAUCAAAUGUAACGAGAUGAGGUGGGAUGAAAAAAUGUCUUAGUGAAUUCUUUGCUGAGACUUGAGCGGACUUUUUAGAGGAAAGCGAGCGAAAUCAUUUUCAGCGGCAUUGUCUAAUUUUUCCACAUUUGUGCACUUUCACAGAUGCGAACACUUUUAAACAUUAAAUUGACAGAAUCAAACAAUUCCCCUGAUAUCGUUCCUCGCCUACCCGCCAAAAAGACCUAUUAUCAAUAGACGAGUCCCGCCCGAGUUCGCGUUACAUUGCAGGCUCACUUUAGAAUUACGAGUGAACAGUAAAAUACCGUAUCAUGUAAGAAAUUAAUUACUGAUUCGCCAACGCUGAAGGCAAUCAUUAAAUCAAUUUAAAUCUGUAUUAAUAAAUAGCUGAUUCGAUAUUUUUUCCAGUUAAUCGUAAGCAAACACUUAAAUGAAUUGUUAGACUUCGAUUCGACCCCCCCGCCCUCAGAUGUGUAUGUGUUAAUGGGUCCCAUGGCCCUCGGAGUCCGUCCCUGCCGUUACAAUAAUGAAGUGGGACCGUAUCGGGAGAGUGCAAGUUGAAUGAAGCAAGCAUCUGAUAAACACAUUUUAUUAUAUUAUUAUAUUAAAUAUAGAGUUUUAUUUAAAA